Tetrahymena thermophila SB210 is the source of this 1098-nucleotide messenger RNA. RefSeq names its product folate receptor family protein. The record is from RefSeq and is a predicted model, not a curated record. The transcript is spliced from 2 exons. Lineage: Eukaryota; Ciliophora; Oligohymenophorea; Hymenostomatida; Tetrahymenidae.
AUAAGUAGAAAAAAAAACUAAAGAAUUAAUUCAAAUUAAAAAAGAAUAAAUAAAUAAUUAAUUAAAUUAAAUAAAUAAAUAAACAAAAAAACAAACAAUCAAGCAAGCAAAAAGAAGAAAAAACACAUUUUAAAAUCAUUCUAAAAAAAUACGUUUUUACGAGCAAAGAAAUAGAAAAUGGCUAAGCUUUUGAUUUUAAUUACAUUAGUAAUUGUAGGCACUUUAGCUUCAUAAAAAUUAGAAUUUCCUUUUACUAUAUAUAAUAAUGAAAUACCAUUUGAGGUUAGAUAGCAAAUGAAAAACAUUACUAAUACUUAAAAUUGCACAGCUAAUUCUCCUUUACAUAAAUUAAAAUAUAACACUACCAAAGUCAACGAUGUCAAAUUCGCAGACUUUUGUACUGACUACUCUUCGAGAACUUGCUGUACAAACGACAACUUUAACUAGCUUAGAAUACAAUUUUACAGGUAGGUUUAUAAUAAUUAAGAUUUAAGUUUAGAUUGCUAAUAGGUUUUAUAAAAACUCAUAUGCUAUGAUUGCGAUGGGGAUGUAGGUUUAGGAUUUAGAAAGGGUUUAUGUGCUCCUUAAUGCGAAUCAAUUUAUGAAUAAUGCAAAAACGAUUAUUUUAUUAUCGAUUAAAAUACCUAAUUACUUAAAGUUUGCUCUCGCUAAGAUAUAUUAUGCUCUAAAUUGCAUUAGAUAGUAUCUCAAAAGACAGAUUUCUGCAAAUUGUUAGGUCAUGAGGUUAAUGAUUACCAAGAUUAUGAGGAGUGGUUUUAUUAGUUUUAUGCAGAUAACUUCGAAUCAUUUUAGAUAAAUUUCAAGCCUGUUUGUUGGAAUUUUUUACCAAGUUCCUAUAUUUUUGGUCCAGCUAUUACUCCUCUUAAUGAAUAAACCAAAACAAGAAAAAAUGAAUUCAAAAACCCAUUUGACAAAUUUACUUAAAACUAUUCUCUCAUAAUGUAGAUACUCUACAUCUUUUUAGCUAUUAUCAUCAUAGUUUCAGUUGUUUUCUGUGCUUAUUUAUUCAUGAGUUCUAGAAGCACAUAAAAAGGUAGAAGAAUUGGAGGAUAAAAAAAGAAUCAUCACGACGACUGA